This is a messenger RNA of Entamoeba histolytica HM-1:IMSS, 1872 nucleotides long. RefSeq lists its product as uncharacterized. The transcript has a single exon. Lineage: Eukaryota; Evosea; Mastigamoebida; Endamoebidae. The record is from RefSeq and is a predicted model, not a curated record. Bases 1 to 1872 code for a protein of 623 amino acids.
AUGAAAUCCCAUGAUGAAAAGUCUCGAGUUCAAGUUCGGUUAAUAAGUGUGGUGAGUCAAAAUGAAAAAAGUGAAAUUGGAAAUAUUAAGAUUAGUUGGGAAAGAGGAGAUAAUAAUGGUACAACUAAAGUUUUUUCUAUUGGAGAAGAAAUUAAUGAAGAAUUUAGUUUUAUUUCAACGUUUCAAUAUUCAAAAGGUCAUCUAAAACCAAAAAUACUUAAAUUAAAUAUCAUAUCAAGAAAUAUGACAAUUGGAAGUGAAACAAUUAAUCUUUCAGAUUAUUUUAAUGAUAAAGCAUCUAUAGGUGAACAGUCAAUAAAUAAAUUAUUAAAUGUUGGAAAUGAGAUUUUAACAAUCAAAUUACUUCUUUUAUUUGGGGAUCAUCUUUUUUCAACUCCUAAAAUUAGUAAACAAAAGACAAGAAUAAUGGGUAGUCCAAAUACUUCUUCAAGUAAAGUCCUUACUUCUUCUAGUUGUAAUACUCCUAAAAGAAAAAUCUGUCAAAGUACGAUUUCUGUUAAUAAAAUUCCUUCUUCUAAAACUUCAUUAGAUCUUACAAGAUCUUUUGAGUUUGAAAAUACUAAACAAACUCAACCAGUUUUUAAUACUCUAAAUAAAGAGUCAAACGGAGAUCCUAUCAUAUCUCAUCGAACAAUAAGGUCAAUUGACAGAAUACAUAGAGCAACAGCAGAUGCUUCACAAAUUCGUUCUGCUUUAGAUCAACCAACAAUAGGAAGUAACAGUAAUAGUAUUGCACGACAAAGUAGUUUUAGACAAAUAAAACGAGAUGGUCCAUUAAGAGAAAGUUCAACAAGAGAGUUAAAAGUUAAUACGUCAAGAAGAAACACUGUUGAAGUAUUAACUGGAGAAGAAGAAUUACUAAUUAAAGAUAUUGGAAGACAUUCUUCUUUUAUGGAACUAGAAGAACAAUGCAAAAGUACAGACAAUACAUUAUUAACACAAAUAAUUUAUUCUUCUAUGCCAAUAGAAAAAUUUAUUUCAAAUUCUGGAUUACCUGAAGUUAUUUGUACACAGUUACAGUCAUUUGUUAUUGCUGAUAUUCUACCAUUAAAAUUAUGUGUUUAUUUAUUUUCUUCUAUAAGUAAAUUAAUUGCGUUAUAUGAGACAUUAGGAAAAAAACAAAGGAUUGAGUCAUUAGUUCAAUUUAAUGAAGAUAUACAAAAGAUUGGGUCUAAAUGUUAUACUCGAUUAUUUGAAAUAAUAAAUUUAAAAUUUCAUAAAGCAUGGGAAAUAUCAUUAAAUCAAAAUUGUUCAGAUAAACCAAUACUACAAGAACUUAAUAGUAUUGUUAAUUUAGUUUGUGAAUUUAGGACUAUUGGCCCUUUUAAGACACUUAUUCUUAACGAUAUGUUUAAAGUACUAAAUAUUUCUUUUUAUGAAGAGGUUAUAAAGGAUCAUUGUACAUUAAUGAUGGGAAUUCAAAUACAAAUGCUCCUUGGAAUAGUAUCUGAUUUUGAAUAUAAACUAAAGAAUUUAUUAGUAUUGAAAGACAAUUUAAUUAUUAUCAAAGAAAUUGGAAGAGUACUUGUUUUAAACCAAAAAAAUUUACUAGUUGAUGAUUCUAGAAGUGAAAUUUGUCCACAUUUAACUGAUGAAAAAUUAGUUAAUUUAUUAACAAAUUAUAACAAACUUAAUCCAAAAGAAAUUCCAUCUGGUACUAUUUCAUUGUUAAGUCGAAAUGUUAAUCAAAGACAUGUAGAAUUCUAUGAUUUCUCACUUCCUGAAUUAAAAGAACAAAAGUUAAAAGAUCUUAUUAGAGACGCUGUUGGAUGUCCAUGGACACCAUUUGAUUUAUCAACUACACCUCUUGCUUCUCGUUCUUAUUUACAAAAACAACAAUCAAUUAAUUGA